Phialemonium atrogriseum is the source of this 1112-nucleotide messenger RNA. RefSeq lists its product as uncharacterized. The transcript has a single exon. The record is from RefSeq and is a predicted model, not a curated record. Lineage: Eukaryota; Fungi; Ascomycota; Sordariomycetes; Cephalothecales; Cephalothecaceae. Bases 251 to 1090 code for a protein of 279 amino acids.
CUUCUAACUAUGCCCUUUCUAGCUCGCCGGACCCUGCCACGGAAGAGUCAGGUAUCUUAAUUAUUGCGGGGAAGCUUUGCUGCGAUCUACCUGAUCUUGGGAACCACCUACUUAUAUAUUAGACUCAGGUGCUUCCCGCACACCGGACCGGGUCUCGCCGACCAGACGUCAUCGGCACUUGCAGCGGUCCAUUUCCACUUUUUGUCUUGUUCUCUUCCGUUCUCACUACCUGGGUAAUAAGGUACGUGCCAUGGUCCACCCGCAAGAGGGGAAAUACGCCAAGAACUACGAACAGUUCCAAGAUGCCCUCUCAGCCGUCCUGAUCGAGAAGAUCUCGAGGCCGCGGGCCCAGCCCAAGCGCCGUGCCAAAUCGAGCAAGAAAGGACCGCCAGUCGAACCCUCAAGCGAGGCCGACAGCAACGGGCCGGAGACGGACGCCGAAGAGCUCGGCGAGUUCAUCGACUACAUUGCGUCCGAAAUAUUCUCCUCUCUACCGGAGGACCUGCAGGGCCUAGAGCACCACGUCUGGGCCUCAUCCCCCGCUUUGCAGGAGCGGUACGCCCUCCCGCUGGCGGCGGACUUCGUCUCCUCGGCAGUCCUCCCGGCCCUGGACCCUUCGAUUGCCGACUCCCUCCUCGCCUACGGUAUCAUCACCGUUCCGCCCUCCGCGACACCCGACGACGCCCAGUCCAGCACGACCGCCCUCCUGGCGCCGGUUCUGACCUCGUACGUCGCGGCUGCCGCCGCCUCCCCGCCUCCCCCGAUCUCGACGAAGGCGCAGACGACGUGCUGCGAGAUCUGCGGCCGCGACUGGGUCAACCUGUCGUACCACCACCUGAUCCCGCGCAUGGUUCACGCCAAGGCGGUCAAGCGUGGCUGGCACCGCCAGGAUGAGCUACAGAACGUCGCCUGGCUGUGUGGCGCCUGCCACCGCUUCGUCCACCGCUUCGCCUCCCACGAGGACCUCGCCCGCCGCUACCACACCGUCGAGCUGCUGAUGCAGCAGGCCAAGAUCGUCGCGUUCGCCCAGUGGGUCGGGAGGCUGCGCUGGAAGGGGGGCUCGACGCGCGGGGGGAGGCGGACUGGUUAGUGGAGCGGAGGAAGAGAGGGAG